AUGUGUGAGUUGCUUACCAGAUGGAAAAGCAUUGUAUCAUAUAUUAGGCCCUUUAGUGGCGUUUCCUUGCUUGUUGUGUCAAAAAACGCUCCUGUUGAGUCCAUUGCCCUUCUCCACAGCAAUGGGCAGGUUCACUUCGGCGAGAAUCGUGUUCAGGAUCUUUUUGAGAAGGCUUCUUCUCUCAGUUCCGACAUUAAGUGGCACUUCAUCGGCCAUCUUCAGACCAACAAGUGUUCUCUCCUUCUCAGGGUUCCCAAUCUACACAUGUUAGAAUCCCUGGAUUCCAUCGACUUAGCUCUGAAGUUAUCCGAUUUAAUGUCUCGAGAGCCUUCCAGGACUCUUUUUGUGCUCGUCCAGGUUAACACAUCCUUGAAACCAACUCAAUUUGGUCUUGACUAUCGCCAGUUUGAUCUUAUUCUUGCCCUUGUUAAGGCCGUGCUGAACUCCCAGGGCUUAGUCUUCACUGGCCUCAUGACCAUUGGUGACGACACUGGCGACUGUUUUGACAGAUUGGUGUCUAUUCGCGAUAGGCUUGCUGAGUGUUCUCCCGAGUGCAAGCUACUCUGUGACCGGGGCAAUUUUGUUCUUAGCAUGGGCAUGUCCAACGACUAUCGACUUGCUAUUUCCAAGGGUUCAACUCAGAUAAGAAUCGGCUCAUUAAUUUUUAACUAA
Theileria orientalis strain Shintoku is the source of this 672-nucleotide messenger RNA. RefSeq names its product proline synthetase associated protein. NCBI's taxonomy places the organism in Eukaryota, Apicomplexa, Aconoidasida, Piroplasmida, Theileriidae. Gene Ontology annotation, cellular component: intracellular anatomical structure. Gene Ontology annotation, molecular function: pyridoxal phosphate binding. The transcript has a single exon. The record is from RefSeq and is a predicted model, not a curated record. Bases 1 to 672 code for a protein of 223 amino acids.